Antrostomus carolinensis (chuck-will's-widow) is the source of this 1704-nucleotide messenger RNA. RefSeq names its product kelch-like protein 23. Lineage: Eukaryota; Metazoa; Chordata; Aves; Caprimulgiformes; Caprimulgidae. The transcript has 3 exons. The record is from RefSeq and is a predicted model, not a curated record. Gene Ontology annotation, molecular function: protein binding.
AUGAGUAAAGGCUGUGUAAGGGCUGAGUUAAUUUUAACUGCCUGACAGUCAACAAGCAUGGAGCCUGCACAAGAACCAGAGGAGCUGGGACCUCAGACAGAAAUGAUUGCAGACACAGUUCUUGAGGUUGGAGAGAGACUCUUUCAGGUCAGCCGCAGGGUCCUUUCCGUACACAGUCGUUAUUUUGAAGCCAUGUUUUUUGGGGGGGCGAGAGAGAGCUCUGAACACUACAUAGUUAUCAGAGGGAUUGAUGCAAUGCCUUUUCAGGCACUACUUGAGUUCACUCGAACAGCCCAAGUGCUUAUAGGUCAAGAAAAUGUGACCAGUUUAUUGGAAACAGCUGAUUUUUUUCAGUUUGACAGGGUGAAACUGUUGUGUGAGAAAUUUCUGGAGAGAGAACUGCAUGUUUCCAACUGCCUGGGCCUGAUGACCUACUCACAGCAGUUUGCCUUUGUAGAGCUGUAUGAGUGUGCUAUGAACGUGGCCCUCACUCACUGGGGGGAUGUGAUGUGCCAAGAAGAAUUUAAGGCACUACCCAAAGAAAUGCUGAUACAGCUCCUCAGAAGCAAUGACCUCUUCGUUUCGCGAGAAGAUGUGGUGUUUGACAGUAUUAUGAGGUGGAUAAUGGAGGACCCAGCAACGAGAGAAGACGACUUUUUGGAUUUGGUGGACAAAGUCAGGGUCACAUUUUUGAGUUUGUCCUUCCUUGAUAUCUUGGUGAAACGCAGCAAGCGCCCUGGAGAGCCAGAUACCUUUUCCAGACUAAUAAAGAAGUUAGAUUGCUGUCCUCCACCCAGCUGGCAAAAUGCAGAACUGUGUCCUUACGCUGGUCGGAGCUAUGACACCUUGUAUGUCCUGGGAGGAAAGCAUGACAAGGAACAGCAAGAAUUGUUUCUCUUUCAACCUAAAACAGGGAGCUGGCAGGCUUGUUCUCCACUGCAGCGCAGGAACCUCACCCAAUACGCAGUGGCAGCAGUAGGGAGCUUCCUUUUUGUGACAGGAGGAUAUUUCCGGGAUGAGUUUGUGUGGUACAGUGUGGAUUGGGUGCUUAUCUACAAUUGCUUGGACAAUAGUUGGCUGGAAGGACCUGCCAUGAAGAAGUCCCGCAAUAGCCAUUGUGCAGUAGGAGCUGGGCUCUACCUGUACGUGCUCGGGGGGGGCACAGAUGAAGGGAUAACCCCAGCAGUGGAGCGUAUGGCUUUGAUGGACUCAGAGUGGGAAAGCAUGAGUCCUAUGGUUCAACCCGUGGAGAGAGGAGAUGCGGUCAGUGUGGGAGCCAGGAUCUAUGUGGUCUGUGGCCUGGAUGAAAAUGGUCACGUAUAUGAUGGAGUGCAAAGGCUGAACACAGAGACAGACAGCUGGGAUGUCAUCUCGUUCUCCCCGCUUCCAAGGUAUGACCUCUGCAUCACAUCCCUGAACGGUGCUCUGUACACCAUAGGAGGGGGAGCUUUUCGAUUUGAUGUGGAGACAGAUGAAUGGACUCAGGUGGAUGAGGAAUGCUUGGCCCAGAAGUUCUUUAUGGGAUGCAGCACUGUGAAUGGAAGAAUUUAUCUCCUUGGACAGAGGAAGGGGAACAGUGCCCUCCCCGUUGUAGUCCUCUUUGAUCCCUACGUUGACAUGUGCCAGGUCGUAGAUAACAAACUCCCUUGCCCCCUUCCUAUUCAUGGGUGUGUCUCUGUGCGAAGAUUUGGUACGUGGGCGUGA